AUGUCGUCACGACGGGCUGCCAUUUCGCUCUACCGGCGCUCCCUGAAAUUGGCUUUGGACUGGGCAGUCCAACGCCAGCUUUGGCGCGGGCAAGCACUUUACAUACGAUCGCUGUUCGAGGCAAAUCGCAACGUCACCGAUCCCAGACAGCAAAGGGCCUUGCUAUCCGAGACGGAGAAGUUGCUUGAUACGUGGAAGCACCCUGACCCAUAUAUUCCACCGACUGCACCUGGAGGAUCUAAGUACGAGCGAAAUUUACCCUCACCAAUUCUGGAUCCGCCUCCCCAUUCCGUCAACCGACACUGA
Messenger RNA from Metarhizium acridum CQMa 102, 306 nucleotides. RefSeq lists its product as uncharacterized. The record is from RefSeq and is a predicted model, not a curated record. Lineage: Eukaryota; Fungi; Ascomycota; Sordariomycetes; Hypocreales; Clavicipitaceae. Gene Ontology annotation, biological process: mitochondrial electron transport, NADH to ubiquinone.